UAAGCACCGGCGUACGGCGUUUGUUUAAGACAAAAAUCUAGCUCGUCCAAACUGGAGAGGGGAAGACGGAGAGAAGGUCCAGGCCAUGGUCUAGGCGUCUAGCUAGCAGCCUCUCUCUAUAUAUACAAGGCCAUGGCAAAGCUGGUGCAGGGCUAGAGAAGAAAGGGUUGGAAGGCUAGAGAAACUACAAAGAGGAGGAGGAGAGAUAGCUUGUCUUCUCUGAAAGGAGAGCGAGAUGAUCAAGGGAGACCAGAGGCAGCUUAGCGGCCAUGAAGAUCGGCUGAAAGAUCAGAUGAGAGAUGAUCAUCGGGCCUCAGAUGGCAAUUUUUUCAAGUUCUUGCAAAACCAGUCAAGCGCAAAAAAAGAGGCUCAAGAAGACAAGAUUGCCUCCACGAGGGCAGAGAUGGGCGAAGUGAGAAAAGAGAACGAGAGGCUGAAGACGAUGUUGUCACGGAUGGUGGAGGACCAUCGAUCCCUUCAGAAGCAGUUCGAUGUUCUCCACCAGCAAGGACGAGGGAAAAACCUCGCCGUGCUCUCACUGGAGCACACAUCACCCGCCGACGGCGUCAAAGACCCCAGAUUCGUCGCAUUACGCCUCGGAACGAGUGCGAGCGCUAGCACGAGCAGGCAGAACAUGGGAGAAGAGAACAGGACCGGCAGUAAUAAUCCAGACGGCAAGGGUGUCUCUCUUGGACUUUCAUCGGGCUGCAAAGCUGUUGGUGCAGCUGGUCAAACUGAGAUGAAGGCGCAGCCGGAUGUGCUGACGUUGAGCCCUGGAGGCAGCUCCGAGGAGGACGCCGCCACAGAGACGACAACAACAUCGAGCAAAGCAACGAAGAACCCGAGGAGCACCGGUGGUGGCACGGAGGCCGAGGAGGAGGUGGCCCAGCAGCCACUGGCCAAGAAGGCCAGGGUGUCGGUGAGGGCACGGUGUGACACAGCAACGAUGAACGAUGGGUGCCAGUGGAGGAAGUACGGGCAGAAGAUAUCCAAGGGGAACCCGUGCCCGCGCGCCUACUACCGCUGCACCGUUGCAACAGGGUGCCCUGUCAGAAAACAGGUGCAGAGAUGUGCGGAGGACAUGUCGAUCCUGAUCACCACCUACGAGGGCGCGCACAGCCACCCGCUCUCCGCCUCCGCCACCGCCAUGGCCUCCACCACCUCCGCCGCCGCGUCCAUGCUCAUGUCAGGCUCCUCCACCUCGCUCGGCUUCCCCUCCGCCGCCUCCAGCCUUCACGGCCUCAGGUUCGGCCUCCCGGCGACGGCCACGGACGCCUCCUCCAGCCAGCUGGGCGGCCGGCCGUUCUUCCUCCCGGCCGGCGCCGGCGCGUCCAUCAGCGCCACCCCGUCGUACCCCACCAUCACCCUAGACCUCACCUCGCAGGCCGCCUCGCAGCAGGCCUUCUCCCUCAGCAACAGCAACAGGUUCUCCUCCAGCUUCACCAGCCCUCACGGCCACAGGUACCCUUCCACGAGCUUCUCCUUCUCCGGCUCCGGCGCGAGCAGCCUGCCCGGCGCCACCGCGUGGCCAGCCGGCGUUGGAUCGUACCUGACCUACGGAUCCCCGUCCGGCGCGCCCUACAACGGCGCCGGCAAGAGCUCGUUCGAGGCCGCGCUGAGCGGCAUCAAUGGAAGGCAGCAAGCCUCGCUGGCGUCGCUCUACCAGCCGGCGCAGGUGCAGCAGAGGGCGGCUCAGUUGAGCGGCGGCGUCACGGGCACGGCGGCGCCUAUCGUGCUCACCGACACGAUCGCCAAGGCGAUCACGACGGACCCGGGCUUCCACACGGCGCUCGCGGCCGCCAUCACGUCGUACGUCGGCAAGCCGGCUGCAGGAGGCCGCAAGGGGCUCGAGUGGGGGGAGCACCUCGGGCUGGGCCCGUCGAGUGCGGCGGGCUCGUCGGCGUUGCUGGCACGGUCGUCGUCGACGGGGGUGGCACAGAGCGGUUCCCCGAACGGCAAGAUGUCGUUCUUGCAGCCGUCGCUGGCACUCUGGGGCUCCACUAGUGCUACCGCUUCCACCUCACCUGUGAAAAGCAGGGAGCACAUUAAUUAAUUAGUUAGCUGAAGGUUCUGAGUUGUGUUUCUGGAUUAAUU
Messenger RNA from Aegilops tauschii subsp. strangulata, 2094 nucleotides. RefSeq names its product probable WRKY transcription factor 72. Gene Ontology annotation, biological process: regulation of DNA-templated transcription. NCBI's taxonomy places the organism in Eukaryota, Viridiplantae, Streptophyta, Magnoliopsida, Poales, Poaceae. The record is from RefSeq and is a predicted model, not a curated record. Gene Ontology annotation, molecular function: DNA-binding transcription factor activity; sequence-specific DNA binding.